Cyclospora cayetanensis is the source of this 3300-nucleotide messenger RNA. RefSeq lists its product as uncharacterized. NCBI's taxonomy places the organism in Eukaryota, Apicomplexa, Conoidasida, Eucoccidiorida, Eimeriidae. The record is from RefSeq and is a predicted model, not a curated record. Gene Ontology annotation, molecular function: protein serine/threonine kinase activity; protein tyrosine kinase activity; ATP binding. Gene Ontology annotation, cellular component: cytoplasm. Bases 1 to 3300 code for a protein of 1099 amino acids. Gene Ontology annotation, biological process: peptidyl-threonine phosphorylation; peptidyl-serine phosphorylation. The transcript has 5 exons.
AUGAACGAGUCGAACUCACCCUGCCCCCUCAGGCCGCAUGAGGUCCACGGUGCAGAGCGAGGAGGCGCGGGUGUAUCGGAAACGGCAGCCCUUCUUGCUGCUCAUAGCAGCACGACGGUUGAAGCAGCAUCGCUGAGACGCAUUGGCGACUUUCUGCGUCUCGUCGAGCACCUGCAGCAGCAGCAACAACAGCAUCGGCAUGAGCGCUCGGGAACGGUUGUUCUUUCGGUCGGGGGGGCCGUUGAUGAUGCUUCUGGUCAGGGAAGCAGCAACGCACUUCGUCAGCAGGCACACCAGCAGCAGCAACUUCUUCCUGCGCUGCGUGCGCUGCUGUGUGACUUGAAGGGCAUAUGCGACUCAGCCCAGGCUCCCAGCAGCACUGCGAGCAGCAGUCUCACCAUCAGCGGCGCGAAAAGCAGCAGCUCCAGCACUGGUAACAGCAGCAGCAGCAGCAGCAGCAGUAAGUGCAAGAGCGACGAUGACGCAGCAGUAGCUGCUGGAGCUGCUCUGCGUCCGGCUGUACGCUCAGUAGUUGAGGGGAUGCUGGGAGCCACGGAACCAAUGGGGUUUCCGGAUCAUAAAAGUCUUUUAAGGUCUCUGCUUGCUAUAGAGGGAGUGUCUUCGGAGACGGAGAGGCUCAGAGAGACUCUGUCUGCUGCUAGAAGUAGGAGGACCUACGUGGAGACGUGCAUCAGUCCGCUGCCUCCUUCCUUGUCUCCCGAAGGCGUGAGUUCGCCGAUCUACCCUGCAGAGGGCGGCGCUGCUGCUGAGGCUGCCAGUGAAGGCGCCCCCUCGACGCUGCGGCUGUUGCGGCAGGAGGCAGAAGCAGCAGUGCAAGAAGCCUUGGCAACUCCCCGGCUGCUCUCCAUGGAGGGAGGCACUCUGAGAGCAGCGCAAGCCGUGAGGCUUUGCGGGCAGGGUACAGCUGCCUGCUCCCCCCGCUUCAUCCCCAAGUACAGAGGCGACAUCCGCUGCCGCACGCCUUUCGGCGCAGCAGCGGCGGCAGCAGCAACAACUGCAGCAGCGGCAGCAGCAGCAGCAACUGCUGCAGGAGCAACAGUCCCAAGCAGCCCCCAAUACCAAGCCUGGCUAGAAGGAGCUUACAUUCCAGAAUUCGACGAAACGGAUGAAUACACGGAAGAUACCGAUGUUGGCUACACGGCGUUGGAGCUCACUCAAAAUGAAUUCCUGGUAGCCUUCUGCGGUUCGUUGAUGGAGGAGGCAACGGGAGGCCCCUCUGGCAUGCAUCCCCUUGUCACGAUGGGGGUUGAGCCUGCUGUUGACGUGAGAGCUGCCAGACUCGAGAUGGCUGCUGCUGCGGCUGCUAGAGCAGCCAGGAUAUCUUUGGCGUGCGCGAAGAAAGGAGCUCCAGCAGCAGGAGCAGAGGCAGCGGAAGCACGACGAGCAAGGGGAACAGCCGCCCCUCGUCGCCGGCGUUUGGCGGCGGUGUCACCGAAAGACGCUUGCCUCGGAAACGGCAGACAGCCCUCAGCAGUACCUGCAGCAGCACGGCAUAGUCGCGUCGUGUCAUCCGAGGACGAAUUGGCUGACUGCGGAAUGCAGGAGCAAGUGGUGUCUGCCUCCGAUGCCGCAAACCUGCUGGAGCAGCAGCAGCGACAACAGCAACAGCUGCAGCUGCAGCAGCAGCUGGCCUACAUAGCAGCGAGAACGUGGGAAGAGGCGUACUGCGAAGGCGACAGACGGCGCUUCAGGAGGCUUCAACAAGCUCGUGCUGCGGCGGCUUUGUCUCUAGCUGCAUACCCCCCCUCUCCAGAUCCAGACUACCCAAGGCGGUGUCGGUUCCAUGGACGCUCCCAGGAGAGUGGGGCCUCCCCUGCCGACUUGACGACCCCGCUCGACGAUUCCGCAGUGUAUGACUGCUUCAAUCUGAAAGUCGUCUUUAAAAGAAACACGACUGGAUGCGACGCCCACAGAGAGCUCGUGCUGCCAUCAGGAGCCCUCCUUGGAGGCCGAUACAGGAUUCAACAUGAGGUGGGGGCUGCAGCGUUUUCCCGCUGUCUGCAAGGCAUCGAUGUAUGCACGGGGGAGCGCGUCUGUCUCAAGGUGAUGAAGAACGAGAAGGAGUACUUGGAUCAGUCUCUAGAUGAGGUUGCAGUGCUGCGUUUGUUGCGAGAGAACGGCGAUCCAGAUGCCUUCCGCUUUUUGCGUCUGCUCGACUGUCUGUACUUCCGCGGCCAUGUGGUGUUGGUAACCGAGCUCCUAGACGAGGACCUAUACACAUUCUCCACAGCCCUAAAGAGGCAUAGGGAGCCUUCCUUUUGGACUCUUGGACGCAUCCAAGUGGCUAUCAGGGAUGUGCUCCUCGCCCUAAAGUUCAUCCACGCACUUCAGAUCAUUCAUGGAGACCUCAAGCCGGAGAACAUCCUCGCGUGUUUCACCAAGCCUCUCGCCGAGUUUCAGAGACACAGACAGGAACAAGACAGACUCGCGCUCAGACAGCAAGCAGAGCAGUGCUCGAGCAGCCAUCGCGUCAGCGACAACGGGGAUGCAAGUAAAAAGCUGGAUGGAUCCGCGGUGGGGCCGGCCGCAGGGUUUGAUCCACAGGCUCUGGACUUAUUCAGAGUGAAGGUCAUAGACUUUGGAAAUUGUUGCUUCACCAGUGACGAGCUGGUGGUGUAUACGCAAUCGCGUUGCUACAGGGCACCGGAGGUGCUGCUGGAGCUGCCGUAUUGUCAGAAGAUUGAUAUCUGGAGUUUGGGCUGCAUCGUUUACGAACUGUGGACGGGUGAUAUGUUGCUGGGUUGCCACUCUGUGCCCUCUCUUUUAGCGAAGAUGGUGGGAAUUGUAGGGCCUAUUCCGAACUACAUGGCAAGGAACAGCCCUCUCAAGCAUCAGCUGAUUGACGUCGAGGGGUACUUGUACCAGUUUAGGGAUAGCAUUGCAGAAACCCAAGAGCAACAGCAGCACCAGCACGCGAUUGGAUUCCAUGAACCCUCCGUCAACAUGGCCCUGCGAUCCUCAGAAGACACUCUUUUCAACGUUCUCCAGGACUAUAUGAAGCAGCGACAACGACCCGCAAAACUCCCCGACAGCAGAGGCAGAAGCACGAGCAGCAGCGCUUCAGCCAGCGCCAACCGCAUAAUCCGUUUCUUCAUCCCUAAGCGCACAAACCUCCGGCAACGCCUCCGCUGCAACGACUCAGUCUUCGUUGACUUCAUUGCUAAAAUGCUCCAAAUAGACCCUUGUCAGAGGUGGAGCGCUGAACAGCUCCUCGCACACCCCUUCCUACAACCAGGGAGAUACAUAGAUGGAAUCAAGGGUCCCUCAGACACCAGAUGA